ACACAGAGAUUGACUGGAAGGCCUACAUGUCCCAGGUGGAGGGCGUCAUCAAUGGCACCUACGACUAUACCCGGCUGCGGGGCGACACUGGACCCCUUGUGUACCCUGCUGGCUUUGUGUACGUCUUUAUGGGGCUGUACUACGCCACGGGCCGGGGCACCGACAUCCGCAUGGCCCAGGGCAUCUUCGCUGUGCUCUACCUGGCCACCCUGCUGCUUGUGUUCUUGAUCUACCACCAGACCUGCAAGGUGCCUCCCUUUGUCUUUUUCUUCAUGUGCUGCGCCUCUUACCGCGUCCACUCCAUCUUCGUGCUGCGGCUCUUCAACGACCCAGUGGCCAUGGUGCUGCUCUUCCUUAGCAUCAACCUCCUGCUGGCCCGGCGCUGGGGCUGGGGCUGCUGCUGCUUCAGCCUGGCAGUCUCCGUGAAGAUGAACGUGCUGCUCUUCGCCCCCGGGCUGCUGUUCCUCCUCCUCGCACAGUUCGGCUUCCGUGGGGCCCUCCCCAAGCUGGGCCUCUGUGCUGCCCUUCAGGUGCUGCUGGGGCUGCCUUUCCUGCUGGAGAACCCUGUUGGCUACCUGUCCCGGUCCUUUGACCUGGGCCGCCGGACUGUGAACUGGCGCUUUCUCCCGGAGGCCCUCUUCCUGCACCGUGCCUUCCACCUGGCUCUGCUGGCCGCCCACCUCACCCUGCUCUUGCUCUUUGCCCUCUGCAGGUGGCACAGGACAGGAGAAAGUAUCCUGUCGCUGCUGAAGGAUCCCUCCAAAAGGAAAGUUCCGCCCCAGCCCCUCACACCCAAUCAGAUCGUGUCCACCCUCUUCACGUCCAACUUCAUUGGCAUCUGCUUCAGCCGCUCCCUCCACUACCAGUUCUACGUCUGGUAUUUCCACACACUGCCCUACCUCCUGUGGGCCACACCGGCUCGCUGGCUCACACACCUGCUCAGGUUGCUGGUGCUGGGGCUCAUCGAGCUCUCCUGGAACACGUACCCGUCCACGUGCUGCAGCUCUGCUGCCCUGCACGUGUGCCAUGCUGUCAUCCUGCUGCAGCUCUGGCUGGGCCCGCAGCCUUUCCCCGAGACCAUCCAGCACAGCAAGAAAGCCCAUUGAAGUCCACUCUGGGGACCCUGGGCAGGAUGGACUCUGCGCCCUUCUGAAUAAACCUUGCCAAGCGGC
This is a messenger RNA of Tupaia belangeri chinensis (Chinese tree shrew), 1172 nucleotides long. It is a transcript of the gene ALG3, whose product is annotated as ALG3 alpha-1,3- mannosyltransferase. NCBI's taxonomy places the organism in Eukaryota, Metazoa, Chordata, Mammalia, Scandentia, Tupaiidae. Gene Ontology annotation, molecular function: dol-P-Man:Man(5)GlcNAc(2)-PP-Dol alpha-1,3-mannosyltransferase activity. Gene Ontology annotation, cellular component: endoplasmic reticulum. The record is from RefSeq and is a predicted model, not a curated record.